AGCAGUAAACAGGUUGUGGUCAGAAGCAGCGGGGUCUGCUGGGAAGGCGCAGACCGGAGCAGAGGAGCCUCUCCCCCCGUUUUUAUCGGUUUUAUUUCCUCUCGGCCGCCAUGAAGUUCGUGAGGUUCAUCAUGAAGAACGCGGCCCUGGCCAGCGCCCCCAAACACAUCGAGCACUUCUCCAAGUUCUCCCCGUCGCCGCUGUCCAUGAAGCAGUUCCUGGAUUUCGGCUCCAUCAACGCCUGUGAGAAGACGUCCUUCGUGUUCCUGAGGCAGGAGCUUCCUGUCCGGCUGUCCAACAUCCUGAAGGAGAUCAACCUGCUGCCGGACCGGCUGCUCGCCACGCCGUCCGUGCAGACGGUGCAGAGCUGGUACAUCCAGAGUCUGAUGGAGAUCCUGGAGUUCCUGGACAAGAACCCCGACGACCACAGAGUCCUGGGCGAGUUCGUGGACGCUCUGGUGACCAUCAGGAACCGGCACAACGACGUGGUUCCCACCAUGGCCCAGGGCGUCAUCCAGUACAAGGAGGUCUUCCCGCAGGACGUCGGCACCAACCAGAACAUCCAGUACUUCCUGGACCGCUUCUACAUCAGCCGCAUCUCCAUCCGGAUGCUCAUCAACCAGCACACUCUGAUCUUCGACGGCACCACCAACCCCGUCCACCCCAACACCAUCGGCAGCAUCGACCCGCAGUGCCAGGUGGCCGACGUCGUCCAGGACGCCUUCCACAGCGCCAAGAGCCUGUGUGACCAGUACUACCUGCGCUCGCCAGACCUGGUCCUGCAGGAGAUCAACCACAAGAAGAGGAAUCACCCCAUCAGCAUCGUGUACGUGCCGUCCCACCUCUACCACAUGCUGUUCGAGCUCUUCAAGAACGCCAUGAGAGCGACGAUCGAGACGCACGAGAAGAGGAAGGAGCUGCCGCCCGUCCAGGUGCUGGUGUCUCUGGGAGGAGAGGACAUGUCCAUCAAGGUGAGCGACACUGGGGGCGGCGUUCCCUUCCGGAGGAUCGAGAACCUGUUCAGCUACAUGUACUCCACCGCGCCGGCGCCGCAGGUCGGAGACGGCGCCCGGCCUCCGCUGGCGGGCUUCGGCUACGGCCUGCCCAUCUCCCGACUCUACGCCAAGUACUUCCAGGGCGACCUGCAGCUGUACUCCAUGGAGGGCUACGGCACGGACGCCGUCAUCUACCUGAAGGCGCUCUCCACGGACUCCAUCGAGAGGCUCCCGGUCUACAACAAGACGGCGCUGCGGCACUACCUGGUCAGCCACGAGGCCGACGACUGGUGCGUCCCCAGCAGGGAGCCGCUGGACCUGAGCGGCUUCAAGGUGGCCAAGUGAGGCCGGCGCCGCCGUGGGACGGGACCGGGGCGGGGCGGGGCCAGGCGUAGCCCCUCCCCCCGCCAGUCAGCCCGCGGUAGCAUGCCGUGUUUUCCUUUUCUGAAUGUAGGCCCGUAGAGAGCAGCGACUAACAGGCGGCGGCGGCGGACACGGUUUGUUUCAGCGAACAGGAAGUUCCUGUUGUUCGGCCUUAACUUAGCAGAUUCUCCCAAAGCCUCCUCUCUUUUUUGGGAAUACUUGAAGCUGCUUGAACUCACACUCCUGCUGCUCCUUCCUGGAUUUCCCCGGACGGUCCUCGGUCUCCGGAUCAAAAGUAUGACGGAGUGGAUGGUUGUGGUUGUUCUUGUUGUUGUUUUUUAUUUCGCAUGGUGGAUCUCUGCUUUUUCACUAACGUUUUCCCGACCAGGCUGAAUGUGAACCACGCUUUCUGUGCAUCAUUUACAGGAAAUAAAAAAAAAAAGCAGUAUUUAAUGAGAAUCCUGCAGCUCAGACGAGUUGUGGGACCUCCAGAGGACGCCACGGUCCGGUCGGCGGUCCGGUCUGGGGUUGUGGGACCUCCAGAGGACGCCGCGGUCCGGUCGGCGGUCCGGUCCGGUCCGGUCCGGGGUCUUGUCCCGCAGCGCCAGGCCAGGGUCCACGUGUGUCUUUCUUUUUGUAUUGAAUGAGCCUGGAGCAUUCAGUAUGUAAAGUUAUUUUUAUAGCUGCACUUUUGUGAAAGAAAGAACUGUAAACACUGUAAAUAGUCCAGAUGAUGAUGAUGAUGAUGAUGAUGAUAAUAAAAACAGGAAGUAGAAAAGGU
Messenger RNA from Salarias fasciatus (jewelled blenny), 2139 nucleotides. RefSeq names its product pyruvate dehydrogenase kinase 2a (gene pdk2a). The transcript has 11 exons. Gene Ontology annotation, molecular function: pyruvate dehydrogenase (acetyl-transferring) kinase activity. Lineage: Eukaryota; Metazoa; Chordata; Actinopteri; Blenniiformes; Blenniidae. Gene Ontology annotation, cellular component: mitochondrion. Gene Ontology annotation, biological process: regulation of glucose metabolic process; protein phosphorylation. Bases 111 to 1340 code for a protein of 409 amino acids. The record is from RefSeq and is a predicted model, not a curated record.